GUUCCCAACAAGUCCAGCUGCACAGCUCUUAGCUACUCUGAUCUGGGUGCGGUACUGUUUGUUUUUGUAAGGUUCCAGUAUUUUUCCUUUCUAUCCGAAACUGACAAAGAGAGAAAUUUGCCAUGAAUUCAACAAGUCAGAAGGAUUUCCAUCUCUUGGCAUUUUCCCUCUUUGUGGAAGAUCAACCUUUGCUUUUUAUGGGGCUUUUGAUUAUCUACCUACUGGCUUUGUUUGGAAACUUGCUGAUUAUUGUGCUUGUGUGCCUGGUACCCCAACUGCACACCCCCAUGUACUUCUUUCUGUGCAACCUGGCAGCCCAGGACAUUAUCUCUGUCUCUGCCUUCCUGCCCAAGCUGAUGGCCAUCACAAUUACAGGGGACACCAGCAUUUCCUUUCCCAGCUGUAUAACCCAGAUUUUUUUGUUCGCAUUCUGCACUGAUACAGAUUUUUUCUUACUGGCUACAAUGGCUUAUGAUCGCUAUGUGGCUAUUUGUAUUCCUCUACGUUACUACCUCAUCAUGAAUGCAAGAGUGUGCCUCCUGCUGGUGGCAAUAGCAUGGAUUCUGUAUAUUCCCAAUUCAUUGUGCUAUUCUUUGCUUUUUUCCUAUUUAUCAUUCUGUAAGUCACGGGAACUGAAUCAUUUUUUUUGUGAACCUAAAAUACUGCUGGAGAUCUCAUGUAGUGACACCUCACAUAUAAAACAACUGAUGUUGGUUGAAAUACCAUUCGUAGGGAUUCUUCCAUUUGUUCUGAUCUUAACAUCCUACGUGUACAUCAUAGCUACGAUCAUAAAACUGCGAUCCUCAGCCGCUAGACUCAAGGCUUUCUCCAGCUGUUCCUCACAUCUGACAGUCGUAUUGCUGUUCUGUGGCACCUCUAUAGGGAUUUACAUUAAGCCAGACUCAGAGAAUUCUCAAGAACAAGAGAAAUUUCUUUCUUUGUUAUAUAUUGGUUUUGUUCCACUGUUAAACCCAUUAGUGUACAGCCUGAGAAACCAACAGGUCAGGUCAGCUGCAAAGAUAUUACUUUCAAAAUAUGUACCUGGAACGCAGUUAUAGUCUGAUUCUAGCCGUUUUCCCAAUGGGUUUCAUAAGAUCCUGUUCUCUUCUUUGGCAAUUCACCCCACUAUGUGACAGUAAAGAUGGAAGUACUAUGUGUGAUGAAUAGUCUCUGGUACUCUGUUACUCAUUAGAUUACUUUGUACAAAUGGGAGGUUGCAGUUUAUAUACCCAUUCUGUCUAUUGUAUUGUAGUUCCUUCUUUUAAGUCCUACACAGGGGAGGUUUCAGUUGAUAAAAACUAGAUAUUGAGGCAGAACAAGCAAUACCUGACAUAUGGGUCCUUGACCCAAAAUAUACUAAUUGUGACCUUGGGCC
Molecule: messenger RNA, 1375 nt
Organism: Xenopus tropicalis (tropical clawed frog)
Lineage: Eukaryota; Metazoa; Chordata; Amphibia; Anura; Pipidae
Gene: or2t4
Product: olfactory receptor family 2 subfamily T member 4
Exons: 1
Coding region: 123-1058 (311 amino acids)
Biological process (GO): signal transduction; G protein-coupled receptor signaling pathway
Cellular component (GO): plasma membrane; membrane
Molecular function (GO): olfactory receptor activity; G protein-coupled receptor activity
Source: RefSeq, a predicted model, not a curated record